Ambispora gerdemannii is the source of this 2026-nucleotide messenger RNA. Lineage: Eukaryota; Fungi; Glomeromycota; Glomeromycetes; Archaeosporales; Ambisporaceae. The record is from the annotation of a GenBank genome assembly.
UGGUGCCGGUGUCAGAAUUACUGACAAUAUUUCGACUUUUGCGCAACUUUCUUUUAAGCAAGGUACCAAUACUGAUAGUUCUACAUCACCUACUUCACAAAAAAACCUCGAAAUUGAGCUGCAAAGGAAGCAACCAACUGUCGGCGCCUCGUCCUUUACGCAUUACGAAGGCCUACAUAAAUCGAGUUCCACCCCGUCGCGAACUCCAAACUUAAGUAACGCUUGGGAGUUUGCAGGGUGGGGUUCAACAUCUUAUUUUGAUCUUCCCGAAGAUGAAACAGCUGAAGAGGGAACUUUACACGACCAUUUACUUGGUCAAUGGCGAGCUGUCAGUAUAUCAGGGAAUGAUCUUUUGGCGUCUGUCUUGUAUACCGUUGGAAUUACAACUGUAGUCUCGGGCAAAUAUGCUCCUUUAUGUUUCUUAAUUACUGCUAUCACUCUUUAUCCAUUCAAACAAAUUUUAAGUGAAGUUGGUACUGCGUUACCACUUAAUGGUGGCGUGUACAAUUGUCUACUUAACACAUCGGCAAAGUGGUUUGCGUCCAUUGCUGCUGCACUUUCAUUGUUAGAUUAUAUAGCCACUGCAGUUGUCAGUGGAGCAUCCGCAACCGCAUAUCUAUCCAGUCAAAUCGAAUUAUCGAAUAUGGUAGUUUUCUGGAUGACAAUAGGAGUAUUUCUUGUAUUCGCCGGGAUUGUCUUGAUGGGACUCAAAGAAUCUUCUACAAUAGCUUUUGCUAUAUUCAGUAUACAUUGUUUCACGUUGACAUUGCUCAUGAUAGUUAGUGUUAUUCGGUGGUGCAUUCAAGGAAAUGGUACCUUAAUCGAAAAUUGGAAAGAUCCUGGCUCGGGAAAUGCCAUGUUCGAUAUAUUUAAAGGUGUCUGUGUAGGAUUAUUAGGUACCACAGGAUUCGAAACCUCAAGUAAUUAUAUUGAAGAUCUAAAACCCGGCGUGUUUCCAAAGACAAUGCGCAAUAUGUGGGUGAUGGUGUUAUUUUUUAAUGCACCUAUCUCGUUACUUUCUAUCGCUAUUCUACCACUAUCGACCUUUUACAAUUAUCCAAAUAGCGUAAUAUCAAUCAUGGGAGACCACGCUGGUGGUAAAUGGCUACGUAUAAUAAUAACUGUCGAUGCAGUGAUUGUAUUGUGCGCGGGAGUAUUAACAGGAUUCGUUGGGGUAACCGGACUGAUUGUGCGAAUGGCAUCUGAUCAGAUUCUACCUCGAUUUCUAUUAAAGAGAAAUCACUUUACUGGCACUAAUCAUUGGAUAAUCAUAUGUUUUCUCAUUCUGUGUAUUACUUUGUACUCAGUAGAAGGUGGCAAUGUCACGUCAUUAGCCGGCGUAUUUUCCGUGUCCUUCCUAAGUGUACUAUGUAUGUUUGCAAUAGGAUGUAUUCUAUUAAAGUAUAAACGUGGGCGUUUAUAUCGACCUGUACGCACUUCUACUGGCACUGUGAUUUUCGGAUUAGUAUGCGUGACUAUUGGGUUAAUAGGGAACAUUAUUCUUACACCAUCGAUCGCACGGUACUUUACUAUUUAUUUUUGUAUGAUGUUUGCCGUUAUGGUGUUUCAGUUAAGUCGGGUGUGGGUAUUAAAGACAAUAUUCUUUUACCUAGACAAAAUUCUAAUACUCCAUAAAUACGGAGACAUCAUAAUAAAAAUGAUAAAAAACCUAAAGGAACAACCAGUCAUAUUCUUUACAAAAACGGAUGAAUUACAUAUUCUAAAUAAAGCGAUACUCUAUGUUGAUAGGUCAGAACAUACCGGAUAUUUAAAGUUAAUUCAUCUGUAUGAGAAUAUUGAAGAUAUACCUACACAACUCGAAGUGAAUCAUCGUGUCCUUGAUGAGCUUUACCCAAAAAUUCAAAUAGACUUGAUAUUCAUCCAAGGCACGUUCAAUCCAAAAACUGUAGACAGCAUAUCGCGGCACCUACGCGUUCCCAAAUCGUUAAUGUUUAUUUCAUGUCCGGGAAAACAUUUCUCGCAUUCCAUUGGCGAGUACGGAGGGAUUAGGACGAUAAUGUUGUGA